Molecule: messenger RNA, 5777 nt
Organism: Zophobas morio
Lineage: Eukaryota; Metazoa; Arthropoda; Insecta; Coleoptera; Tenebrionidae
Product: receptor-type tyrosine-protein phosphatase F-like
Exons: 31
Coding region: 98-5695 (1865 amino acids)
Biological process (GO): protein dephosphorylation
Molecular function (GO): protein tyrosine phosphatase activity; protein binding
Source: RefSeq, a predicted model, not a curated record
GUUAUCAGUUCACCAGGAUAUCUCAAACGGGCAAAUUAAUAUUAAUUUUUUCAGUGGAAUGUGCUAAACAGCGUGUGUGUGAUUACUGGGUUUAAAUAUGUGGACAAAAAGAGUUUUAUAUGGUUUAGUGGUUCUUUAUAUGACGAUAUCGAUUUGUCAGAGCAGUUACUUUUUGGCGAGGAAAAGGUCGAAAAACCACAACAACUUCUUCGACUAUUGCUUUUGUGUAACGAACAGUUCUUUUGCAUUAAGUUGGAUUCAAGAAGAUAUUACAGAGAAACUUGACUAUGUUUCAAAAUAUAUACCAGAACAAGCAGAUGGCGAAAGGAAUUAUGACAUCAAAGACGACGAAAUUACCAGAAAAUAUUUCAUGAAAGACCCUUGGCGGCUGCAGACUUCGAUGCAGUCCAACUUUAACCACCCAAUUUUAGACGAAAGAUGGGAAGCCAUGAACGUGAUAAAAACGGAAUACGUGGAACGAAGUUUUGAAAAAGUAAAAUACCAACACUUUCAAAACAUAGUUCUAAAGAAAGAGAGCUUCGACAUUCCCCUGUCCAUCAGAAUCGAAAAAGAGGGUCACAUAUUUCUUUGCGACGGUGAAUAUCCACCGAUCUCCCGUUGCUACUGGUUUAUGCUACAAUCCUUUAGUGGAAUGGGCAGUGCAAUACGAAAAUGCGAAAAAGGACACAUCCCUUCAGAACCUGGAAAAUUGCCUCAAACAUCUUGCAACGAUCAAGGAGUAUACAAAAUCCAUACCAUUGUCCCUACUUUUCUCUCUAACAAAAUGUGGUCACAUUUUGUUUUGUCUAAACACAGAAAUGUACUGAAAUUUAGUCAGUUUAGUGAUCAAAAAGAAAAACUAAUAAUGGAAUGGAAAGAUUAUGAUAUUCCCAUAGAUGUUACACAUAUUAUAGUCCACAGCAAAGAAAACAGUGGUCUAUGGAAGAUUCAUAACUUUGAGUUUCUUUAUGCGGAUGCUGCAAGUAGCGAUGUUAAUUUAGGGCCUCCUAUAUUUAGUACAGAUACAUUUGUAUGCAUUUCAAUGUACGUCACGAUGUGCCCUUCUUGUAAAUUGGUACUAUCUUUAGAGGAUGGGCAACAUGUUUUAAAAACGGAAGAAUUCGAACUCAAACACGCAGGUUGGGACCAAAUUAAAAUUAUGACUGAAAACGCCAACACUUCAAACGCAAUAAGGUUAUUAGUAUCUACUAAAAGUUCAGACCCAAAACCUUAUUGGGCGAUCGAUAAAGUCAGAUUAUGUCAAAGAAAAGAAUUUCGAAUGCUGAAAUCACGAACGUGGGCAUCGUGUCAAUUGAUAUCUGAUUCUGAACAAGUUACUGAUGUUAAGGGCCAAUCUCAACCCAACCUUAACAGCAAGUGUCCAGAAGAUACGAUUGGGGAAUUUUGUGUACCAUGUCUCUGGAUGUCUAUAACGUGUUAUAACUUAAAAGUUUGCAAAGAGCGGAAGUGCGUUUGUUCCUCUGGUUACUUAGGUUCAGAUUGUUAUCAAUUUUGUCCACGCAAGACUUACGGUCAUGGGUGUCAAAAACAAUGUACAAACUGCAAGUAUGACUGUAACGGGGUGACCGGAACGUGUCCUGGUGGAUGUCGUGAAAACUACUAUGGUGAAAAAUGCGAUAUACCACCAGCAACAUUUGCGAAUCCUCCAGAAAUAACUGAAAUCUCGUAUACAGAAGCUACCGUCAGAGUCUCAAAUUUCCAACUUGAAAAUUCUGUAUCUUACCCCAUAGCACAAUAUUACACAGUGCAAUACAAAACGGCCGAAGCUUCGGAUAUCAACUGGAGAAACGUGGGUGAUCGAUACCACAAAUUCAACACCACUGGAAUUUUUAAAAUUCUUAAUUUGACAUUAGGAACACAGUAUCUUGUUCAAAGUGUUAUUAUGGAACCAAACGGAAAGUGGAAUAUUAAUGAUCAUUUAAAAGUUAAUAACUUUGCAACAAGAUGCGACGAAAUUUCCGAGGAUGAUAUUAAUAUUGAAACAUCCAAGACUACUGCAAGAAUAUAUUUAUCGGAGGGUACUACACUUACUUGUAAAUCGCAUUUCAUAACGUUAGAUGAAGAAGGUGCUGCUGGUUUUUCAAACAGGAGCGGUACUUUUUUGACUAAUUUGCUGCCCUAUAAAAGUUACAAGGUUAUAGUUAGAGGCAUACAGAAAACAUACGAAAAAAAAUUUGCAACCGACGAAAAAGCACCCACUGUUGUUUUGAGUCUUACGGGCACCGCUGCGUCCGCUACGACUGUAGAUUUAAAAUGGACCGAACCGUUGUCCAUAAAUGGUGUUUUUAAACACUAUGUUGUGGAAUACCAACAUGUGUCUUACGGAGGUUGUAAUUUUUCUUCUGUUGAAUCGACAACGAAAUUUCGUCGAGAAACAGAAAAUACUUCCAUAACAAUUACCGAACUGAUUCCUUAUUCAACAUACGAAUUUACUGUGUUUGCUUUAAACACAAAAUUCAGUGGACCACCGUUUUCUAAAAUAACAACAACAGCUAGUUCUGAGGAGAUCCAACCAGAAGAAUUACUCAACUUCGUCGGCUUAAACACAACGCAUGAUAGUGUAAACAUCGUACUGUCUGAAAUAAAAUGUGAAAACAUUCGAGGCCCACUUACAGUUGAAAUAAAGACCACAUGUAUCAGCGAAUGGUGUCAAAAUAAGCAUACACAACGUAAAAUCGAUAUUAAAACACUCCCCAAGACUGGCAUCAUUGAAGUUAUGAAUCUACAAUCCUAUUCAGAAUAUGAUCUAGAAGUUCAGCUAUGUCGCGUAAAUGGAAAUUGUAGUGCACCACAAAAGAAAAAAUUCGAAACAAAGACAACAGUGUCGAAGUCCGUCUCGAAUUUACUUGUCUACACCAAAAAUGCGUCGUCCGUUUCGUUAAGGUGGAAACCGCCUUAUCCACCUACUGGUGUUUUAAAGAACUACAAAAUUAAUUAUUUUAGUUAUCGUAAAAAAGUGGAAGAGGAAGUGCAAAUUAGACGGUGUAAGCUGUGGCCUGAGCUUCAUUGUGCAAUAUUAAAUGACUUACCAUCAAAUGCAGAUCUUACAAUUAAAGUUUAUGCAAUAAACAAUGCUGUGGAGGAUUAUAGUCCACCCAAAGAAAUUCAAACCUACGUCAAAACUGAGAAAUCCAAGCCUCCGUAUAACUUAAUGCUUAACUGGACUACAAAAAACGACAUUCAGGUAGUAUGGAAACAUCCAAAUGAAACAAAUGGUGAGGUAUCUUACUUUGGAAUUCAAGUCAUUGAUUCGACUACUGACCAAAAGGAAAUAAUUGAUGAACAAAAGGUAAACGUGUCGCGAGAAACAUACAAUUUGACUUAUCACUACCUGUUUGACGGUUCACUACUCUCUCCAACAACCGAAUACACAGUAGCGGUCUAUGCAUUUAACGGGGAAGAUGGAGAUUCAGCACAACAGAUGACAACGAGUCCACUUGACGUCCCAAAGUUAUCAGACGACCCCGAAUUCGUCAUUUCAAAUGGUUUACUUAAAAUUUUGGUUUUACCGAACAAAGUCCGGGGAUAUACCCACACCUACCAACUCUUAGUUCUAAGAUCAGACAAACAAAGCAAUCUCGAACUAUAUCCUAGCUUACAAGAGUAUGAACUGAAAAACUUGAAAGUCAUUGUGGAGUGUGACCUUUCACAGAUACCAGAAACGUUAGAAAUAUAUGUUGGAAGUCUUCAACAGCAGCCCAGUUGCAAGGACAAGGAUAAUUCUUCUCUGAAGGCAGAAAUUACUGGCAACAUCACGAUCGUUUUGCAAAAUUUUUUCAAAAAUGAGAGUAGGACUACCAUAUACACGUAUAACCCAGUGGAGAAGAUGAAGCGAGUCGUUGUAAAUCCUAACUACUAUUGGCCGCCUGUGCUAUUAAUUCUAGUACUGGUAGUGAUAUUCUUUGUAUUUAAAUGGUACACAAAGAAGGAUGUCGGAUUUUCAUGGAGAAAUCAUACAUCAGACAGUAGAGCAGAUCGUCAAACAAUCGAGUUACCUUUAGUGUACACAAAACAAAAUAGACAAAAAUGCAAGAAAUCUCAACAUAUAAAAGCAGUUAGUGGAAACCCAGACCAUCUUUCAAAAAUCAUUGGACGUAAAAAUUUCCAAAAUUAUACUAAAAUGUCUCUCGACAAUCACGAUUUGAAGCAACAACAUGAGGCAAUUCUAGAAUUCAUUUGCACCUACGAGACUGUUCAAGUUACGACAGACUCCGUCGAAUAUGUCGACAUGAUUUAUAUUAGCGGUCUUCAAAUUAAUAAAACUUACGCUGUCACCAAAAUACCGACUUCUAAUGAGUACGACGCAUUUUGGGAAACAAUAUGGACGGAGAAUAUUCGCUACAUUGUAUUGUUUGAAAACAACCACACAAACGACAGAUCCGACGUUAAACUAUACUGGCCCACCGAAGGCAAAAACGUCUAUGGUGAUGUCACCGUACAGUUUACUACGUCGGAUGAUCAUCACUUGUUUAACCACAAUAAAUUUAGCAUACAAUUUAAAAACAAAUCUCGACAGAUCGAGCAACUACAUUUCCGCCUAGAGUCAGACGACGGAUUUUAUUUACUCUCCCUUAAUUACGUAAACUUUUUCCAAAAAAUGAGCAAAAUUCCUCAUUCUUGCGAAUCACCGAUUCUGGUCCACAGCAGUUCAGGAAUGAGAGGGGUUGGUUUCGUUCUGCUUUGUGACAUGUCUUUGAGGACAGCCACGAAAGACGGAGCAGUAGAUGUGAUGGCAAAUCUCAAAAACCUCACACAGUACACUUCGGAGUUGAUGGUGGAUUUCGACCACUACGUAGCGGCUCACACCGUCAUCGCGGACUGUCUUCGUUACAUUGACACGACCAUAAAAUGCAACGAGUUCGACGUUAACAAAGAAAAACUUUUCGACGAGGCUGAAAUCCAGGAGCAUCUUUAUUAUCUGCAGGAUACUGAGUGGUUAGAUCGAAUAAAAUACGAUGACGAUGAGCGCUUCACUCAAGCGAUCCGUCCAGAAAGUGCAGACGAAUUGCUCCCCGCUCCUUGCACUUCUGGAGACGCUGAUUCUUUCUUGAAACGGUUCAAGAUUGUCAAAGUUUACGGUUUUAAAACUCAGAAAAAUUUUAUAGUGUUGCAUGAACCUAAAGCGAGACCCUUGUGCGACCUUUUCAAUCUAGUACAAGAUGAAAGUGUGGCAGCAAUUGUGACUCUUAACAACGAGAUUUUCUUGUGGCCUAACGAAAACCACCCCGUGAUAGAAAUAAACGCAGACGUCAAAUUAGAGCAUCAAAUGACAAGAAACUUGAAAAGUUGCGAUUGGAUAACUGUGAAAGUGACCACUGCAACUGCAACACAAAUUGUUGAAGUUAUAUCUUUGAAGAACUGGCUGACGCCGACACCAUCUUUGCCAAAGGCUCAGAAUUUCAUAAAUUUUGUUGGCGAAUCUAACGAGAUUUGUAAAAACGUCGAAAUUGUGCUGAUUACUGACUGGGGAAACGUAACUACGUCUGGUUUAUAUAUUACUCUUACGUGUAUCAUUCAAAAGAUCAAAACCAAGGGCGUGUGCGAUAUUUGUGGCAGUGUUAGAAUGCUUCGACGUCACUUUGAGAAUUUUGUUGUGAACAAAAGGCAUUACAUGUUUUUAGUAGAAGCGGCCCACAACUACCUGAAAGAAUUUAAUUUAUAUGAAAUGAGAUAAUGUAAUUAUUAUAUCUGUAAGAAAAUUAUAAAUGUUUUUAAAAAAUAAAACUAAGCAAUUCAUUGCGAUAAAAAGAAACAAA